Nematolebias whitei (Rio pearlfish) is the source of this 1494-nucleotide messenger RNA. RefSeq names its product hes related family bHLH transcription factor with YRPW motif like (gene heyl). The transcript has 5 exons. Gene Ontology annotation, molecular function: DNA-binding transcription factor activity, RNA polymerase II-specific; RNA polymerase II cis-regulatory region sequence-specific DNA binding; protein dimerization activity. The record is from RefSeq and is a predicted model, not a curated record. Gene Ontology annotation, biological process: anterior/posterior pattern specification; circulatory system development; regulation of neurogenesis. Lineage: Eukaryota; Metazoa; Chordata; Actinopteri; Cyprinodontiformes; Rivulidae. Gene Ontology annotation, cellular component: nucleus. Bases 260 to 1243 code for a protein of 327 amino acids.
CAUGGGCCCUUGGGGGUUGAGCGAGUGGCUCCACAGAUUCUCAGAAAUGGACUGAAGACCCACGAAGAAGCAACGACAGAAACAAACGCAUGUGACGAGAAGUAACUACGGACAACGAGGCUUUUAUAAGCGCAAGAGAAGCAAGGAGUGAGGAGCAAGCAGGGAGACUCGUCAGUGUCCUCACGCAGCCAAAGGACCAACCAACACCAUCCAUCCAUCAAUUCAUCCAUCCGUCCUCAUCAGUUCAACAAAAGGGAAAAUGAAGAGACCUCAUGACUACAGCUCUCCGGACUCAGACACAGACGAGUUCAUUGAUGUGGGACAAGAAGACAGCUAUUGCCCAGUCACCGGGUCCAUGUCACCAGGCAGCGCCUCGCAGAUUCUGGCACGCAAGAAGCGAAGAGGAAUUAUAGAGAAGAGGCGCAGGGAUCGGAUCAACCACAGCCUGUCUGAGCUGCGCAGGCUGGUGCCCAGCGCUUUUGAGAAACAGGGUUCUUCAAAACUGGAGAAAGCAGAGAUCCUGCAGAUGACUGUGGACCAUCUGAAACUGUUGCAUGCCAUGGGAGGAAAAGGAUACUUUGACGCACGAGCUCUGGCAGUGGACUACAGGACCCUGGGCUUCAGGGAGUGUGUUGGGGAGGUGGUACGAUACCUGAGCUCCCUGGAGGGGGAGUCACCAGACCCCAUUGGCGCUCGCCUCGUUUCGCACCUCUCCCACUGUGCAAGUGAGCUUGACCCCGUCCUCCUGCAGUCCCCCCCUGCCUCCGCGUUGCCUUUCCCUCCUUGGCCGUGGGCCUCGUUCCCUCAGAUUGCCCCCUCAUCACCUGCCCCCUCCUCAGCUUCUUUCCCUUCUGGGCGAAGGGAUCUCGCUCUACUAGGGAGCUACCCCUCGCCCGCCUCCCUUCGGCUCGCACCCCUGGCUGGCUGCCAGCAGGUCAUACCCCCGCUCCUCAGCCCGACAACUCUGGCCUCAGUCCACAGGGUCACCUCCCUCACAGCAUCUUCAGGCCUGGCCCCCUCUAGACCAAGCCAACCGUCCCCCCACAGCACCACUAGCACUUCACCUCUUCCUCCCCCCACUCCUUCCUCUUCCACCUCUUCUUCUACUUCAUCAUCUGCUGCUGCUCCACAAGUUUCUUUCCGACCCUUUGCUCCUCUGGUGUCUCCCACAUCACAGCGCAGGGGCUCAAAUGGAUCAACCAAGGCAGUCCUGGGAUGGGGGACUGAGAUUGGAGCUUUUUGAGGACCAGCUCCAGCAAAUAGACUCUGUACAGGGGGCUUCCCUUGUACACCACGUAGCAGUAUUGAUACCGUUGAACACUGUCUCUUCUAAGACUCGAAAAGCCAUAUCAGAAGAUGUGUGAAGUUUUAGUUUCUCACAAUCAUAGAUGAUGAAUCAUAAAAGAAUGUGAAGGAAUGGUUUAGAAUAAUUCAUGUUCUUGUUUGACGAAUACACACUUCAAGUGUUCAGCAGAGCCAUAUAUGCAGUGUUAC